AUGUUCGAGACCAAGUCAGCGCUAAAUCGGAUAACUUCUACACACCGCAUGGUUCCCUCCAAACCACAAAGGGUGCUACUACUAUUGCUACCACUACUGUGCUGCCCACCAACGUUGCAAAACGCCAUCACAGAGCCCAAGAGUACCAACAAAACCGACACAACAGCAGCGGGAGACACCGCCAGCUCGGGAAGUCACUUCGUGCCACAUCGUUUCUCCAGCAGCAACAACAUUACCAUAUUACACGAAGUGCACGGACUGCACAGCGCGACAGAACGGCCACUCGUGCUCAAUACACACGAAGUUUUGCCGGUGAAGCCGUUGAAGAAAAAACCCUACACGCUGCUGGACAAAACGAUCUUUCCCGACUAUGAAAAACCGAGACCGCUUAAAGAAUAUGAGCUGCAUCCGGUGACUUUUGACUUCAAUUUAAGCGAUUUGGAGGAUCUCGAGCAUGAGACCGUGAAGAAGGGUGACCUCAGCGCUGAGGAGAAGCAUUUACUGCGUAAUGCGGAUGAAGCGGGGCUCAGCUACAGUGAACGCGGUCUGCCUUUUGAGGAUAUCGAGAGCGGUGUGGCAUUGGCAGGUGUGCCGGCGACCGAAGUAACGCUGAGUGUUUACACCACAGAGGUGACAAGUUUACCUACGACGAAUGCCACACCGGUAAGCACCAGCACCACCACCACCACCACCACUACAAUUGCGCCGAUUAUCACCACACCGAAUGUUGUGGCCACCAUAAGUCCACACAUCUUUAAGGUGCAUAAGAAUAAAACUUUGAAGAAGGGUCGUGAGCUGCUCAAGCAAGAAGAAGAGAUGCCGAAGAAUGUUGGCAAUAAUUUCAAUAGUAUUAGUCAUUAUUUUGGUGCAGAUCCAGUUGUGGGUGAAGUGAAUGCAACGGCGGCUAGUCUCCAGACUGCAAAUAUCUUUCAAAUUAUCACCAAUUUGUAUGACCACUUCUAUUGGCAGCCUACCGAGAUACGCACCAAGGUGAGCACCGCAUGUGGGCUCGAGAUGCAGGCGUAUUUGACGGGACUACAUGGCAAUUUCAACUGGGCCCAGAGAGCUUACGAUGCCUCCGGUCGUUACCGUGGACAGUUAUUCUUUGGCAAUGACAAGUGGCUGGGUCAGAAGAACUUUUGCUAUGAACUAAAUCGUCAAUUAAAUCCGGAUGAGCGUAAACAUUUCGAAUUUGAAUUUUAUGCAGCACUGGUGGCCUUACGCUUGUGGAUGCCACAGGCAUUGAACGUCAACCUUCAAUUGGGCGAAUGCCUGCCGCGCUCCUGCAGCGCACAUGACGUGCAAGCCAUACUCACAUUAGACCCGCAUGCCCAAAUGCUAGUCACAUUAAACACCGCAGCUGCCAUGCAUGCACAACACAAUCAAAGCAUCGGCCACAAAAGCAACAACAAUAGUAACAACACUAGCAGCAGCAAUAACCAUACGAUAAUACAAGUAUUGCAUGUGCGCCCGGUACCCGGCUUAUUUAGCUACUGGCGUGAGCUGAAAUUUCAAAUAUUUCUAAGUUUCAUGUUGACGUUGUUGCUGCUCGUCAUCACUGCCACUUGGUAUCAGUCGAAAUUGAGUCAACUGCAGCUCACCUCGCCUCACAUACCAGCCAUAAGCGCGAAAAUUGAUGCCGUCAUUGCUGCCACAGCCGCAGGUGGCAUUGUGACGCUGGAUGCCGGCGCUGCGGGUACCUACACCAGCAAUGUCUCAAAUAGUGGUAGCGUUAAAUCGAGGAGAGGCCACCAAAUGCCGGCCUUCGAAGUCUAUCAGAUGAGCACGCUGAACGAGAACAACAAUGUGCUUGACAUUGAGGCCGACGUAAAUGGCAAUAAAAUGGCGAACAACGGUACUAGUGCUGGACAUGCCAAUGGGCAUAGCAAUGGCAGCGCCGCAGCUGCAGCAUCCACAAAUGGCGCUGGUGGCAGCGGUAGUAGCAACGGUGGUAGCGUGCGUCGCCCGCACGGCUCAUUGUCAGCUUCGGAGGUUGGAAAAUCAAAUUUGGCCGACUAUCGGCUGGAGACGAGCAGCAGUGUGGGUGCGAGCAGCACGUAUGAAGCGAAGAAGCAAUUGAGUUUACAUGAACAGCUUCUACUGUGUUUUGCAUUUCAAACGAACGCCGGCACCAUACUAAAUAUGACCGAGAACAAAGAGCAACAAACCUCUUGCGUACAUGGCCUGCGUGUCUUCUCCGUGUUGUGGACGAUAAUGGUGCAUACGUAUUUGCAAAUGUUUACCAUCGGUGAAAAUAGAUUUCAACGCAACAUCGUCGAACGCUCAAUUUGGUAUCAGUUUGUGGGUAACGCCACUUUUUCCGUUGAUACAUUCUUCUUCAUCAGCGGCUUCCUGCUCACGCUAAUCUUUUUGAAGCAGGAGAAAAAGUAUCCGGAUGACACUGGCCAAUUUUUGCGGCACAGCAUGAAAGAGACUGGUUUCGUAUUGCUUUACCGUUAUAUACGCUUGACACCAGCAUAUUUGUUUGUAAUACUCUUUAACGAUUUCGCCUUGCGCCAAACUUUCAACAACUCCGUCUUCCAGCCGAAUGUUGCCGCCGACACUUGCAGCAGCUAUUGGUGGCGCAAUAUACUCUACAUCAAUAAUUUCUACCCGCUCAGUGAGAUUUGCAUGAUCUGGAGUUGGUAUAUGGCUAAUGAUAUGCAAUUCUUUGUGAUGGCUUCGCUCUUGUUGGUGCUCUCCACGAGGUACUUCAAAACGACGGCAAUCAUUGUCUGCGCAUUUUUGCUGAGCUCUUGGGGCAUAUCGGGCAUAAUUUCACUGCAUUACCGUUAUACACACAAAGUGGCCAAUCCAUUUGAAUCAUUCGACUUUCUCUACGACAAGCCGUGGCAGCGCGUGGGUACUUAUAUAAUGGGCAUGCUAGCCGGCCUCAUAAUCUACAAAGUGAAGAAACCACCGCCGCUAAGCAGCCGCACCCACUAUCUACUCUGGUUGGGCAGCUGGUCGCUGUUGGCGAUCAUCAUUUUCGGCGUGUGGAACGGCGAGCUCAGUCGUCUCAUGACGGCGUUCUAUGUUAGCAUCGGCCACACAGCAUUCGGCGUCGGCCUUAUUUGGAUCGUUUUGUCCUGCUGUUGGGGCAUUGCGCCCACCGCCAAUCGUAUACUCUCCUAUCGUGGCCUCUGGCCGCUCUCACGUCUCACCUACUGCACUUACCUCAUACACCCAGUCAUAAUGCUAAUCACAUCGUUUCGCAUGAGUGGCAUCGUUCAUCUGAAUAAUCUCUUCGUAAUGACAAUUUUUCUGGGGAAUGCGGUGGCCUCCUUCGGUGUGGCAUUCUUCAUUUCGGUUUUGUUCGAGGCGCCAGUCAUACGGAUAUUGAAGAUUUUUUAUCGGAAAUAGUGAAUUUGUAGUUGUAGAAUUAUAUUUUAUGUGUAUUUCUUGUAUAUAUGUAUUUAAAUGUAAGAUAGUUGCAUAAACUCAAAAUUUUUUAAAUUUACCUUAAAACAGUUAUCGAGCUGCUCCUU
Bactrocera latifrons is the source of this 3488-nucleotide messenger RNA. RefSeq lists its product as uncharacterized. The transcript has 11 exons. The coding region runs from base 1 to 3363 and encodes 1120 amino acids. The record is from RefSeq and is a predicted model, not a curated record. Gene Ontology annotation, molecular function: acyltransferase activity, transferring groups other than amino-acyl groups. NCBI's taxonomy places the organism in Eukaryota, Metazoa, Arthropoda, Insecta, Diptera, Tephritidae.